Molecule: messenger RNA, 477 nt
Organism: Lathyrus sativus (Indian pea)
Lineage: Eukaryota; Viridiplantae; Streptophyta; Magnoliopsida; Fabales; Fabaceae
Source: the annotation of a GenBank genome assembly
AUGGCGGCCAUUCUUUUCAAGGGAAUCGCAGCUCGCUCUCUCACCACACGUCUUACUAGUUCCUGUUAUUAUGGAAUGAAAUACUCAACCAAGGUGUCUAAUGAUCCAGACACACACGAUGACUUCAAGCCAGCUAAUAAGCUUGAGAAGUCUGGCACUUCUUUGUCAAACAUUAUUGAGCAGGAUGUCAAGGAUAAUCCUGUUAUGCUAUACAUGAAAGGCGUGCCUGAUUUUCCACAGUGUGGAUUUAGUUCUCUUGCAGUUAAAGUUUUAAAACAAUAUGAUGUUCCUUUAAGUGCUAGAAACAUUUUGGAGGAUCCUGAACUAAAAAAUGCUGUAAAAGCCUUCAGUCACUGGCCAACAUUUCCACAAGUUUUCAUUAAGGGAGAGUUUGUUGGUGGAUCAGACAUUAUUCUUAAUAUGCACCAGACCGGUGAGUUGAAGGAAAAGCUUAAGGAUAUUGUGUCCAAGCAGUAA